This is a messenger RNA of Cetraspora pellucida, 389 nucleotides long. NCBI's taxonomy places the organism in Eukaryota, Fungi, Glomeromycota, Glomeromycetes, Diversisporales, Gigasporaceae. The record is from the annotation of a GenBank genome assembly.
AAGUAUUUGAAAUUGCAUUCGAUGAAAAUGAUAGUUUCUAUCCUUUGUGCAAAAGAAUUGUUCUAAUUUUUGAACUAAUCAAACAAGUAAUCAAUUUGCUUAAAAGUCAUAUAGCAACUUUGGCUGAUUGUUUUAUAGGAAUAGUUCAAAUAGCUAUUGCUCUUAAGAAAAUACCCACUAGUAACAAUCUUCGCACUCUUGCUAUUGCUGUAUUCAAUACUCGAUAUGAACAAUUCGACAUUUCUUCAUAUCUUCUAACUUAUUUCCUUCAUUUCAACUACAGAAAUAAUGGUUUAAAAAGAAAGUUCUAUAAUAUUUGUGAAUUGGCAGUUAGUUAUUAUAAAGAUAUGCAUCAUUGUGAAAAAAAAUGUUGUGAAUUAGUAAGUUAA